UAUUAAAUAAUUCUGAAAUAUUUUAACGGAGUUUCGAGCGAAAAUGGCUUAUCACACCGGAGGCAGCCAAGCCCAAGUACCAUACAACCCAUCAGCCCGACCCGGACCCGGCCCGGAUCAACCCCAGCUCGCCUACCCCUAUCAAACUCCACCCAACCCAUACUUACCUCAUGCCCCCGGCGGCGGCGGAAUCGGCUCGACCCCGCCGCCUCAAGGGUAUGGGUACUACCCUCCGCCGCCGCCGCAGCAGCAACAGAACGUGUACAAUUCGUUUCCGCCGGGCACAUCUCCGGAUGUAAUCAGGAAUUUCCAGAUGGUUGACAGGUACCAGAAAGGUUACAUUGAAGAGAAGGAGCUCCAGGAAGCGCUGUCUUCCAAUUACCAGAAAUUCAGCCGCCCGACUUUGCGAUUGCUCGUCUUUCUCUUCAGGAAUUCCGGCGAAUCUUCUUAUAGAAUUGGGCCGAAAGAAUUUGCGGAUGUGUGGAAUUGCCUUGGCCAGUGGCGGGCCAUGUUUGACAGAUUCGAUAGAGACCGAAGCGGGAACAUUGAUUCUGCGGAAUUGAGGGAUGCUCUGUAUAGUCUUGGAUAUGCUUUACCACCUUCUGUACUUCAAGUUCUUCUUUCCAGAUACGAAGAUGGCACCGGGCGUAGGGUAGAUCUCAAUUUCGACAGUUUUGUCGAGUGUGGGAUGAUUGUAAAGGGUUUGACGGAAAAAUUCAAGGAAAAGGAUCCACGAUAUACAGGUUCAGCGACACUAUCUUAUGAGCGUUCAUGUCCAUCGUAAUUCCUUUCAUUGUUUCUGACUAGCCCAUCGUCACUUAUAUAUAGUUUCGUCUUUCUUGAUUUGGCUUUUGGCGUUGUACAUGUAAAAGAGUGUCACUUGUACGUUAGUGUUGUGUUACUGUAUAUUAAUGUUGUCGUGUGCAUAUGGAUAAAUAUCACUGAGAAGCUA
This is a messenger RNA of Erythranthe guttata (spotted monkey flower), 952 nucleotides long. Its product is annotated as Calcium-binding EF-hand family protein. The record is from RefSeq and is a predicted model, not a curated record. Lineage: Eukaryota; Viridiplantae; Streptophyta; Magnoliopsida; Lamiales; Phrymaceae. Gene Ontology annotation, molecular function: calcium ion binding.